AUUACGCCGCGCCCGUCUUCUUGCCGAGGCGAGGCGCAUUCGGCAUUCCGUGUUUCCAAUCCAUUGCCGCGCCCGCCUCCACGCCGCCGGACUGACGUUUACCGAUGGUUAUUUGAGAGGCCCGGCCGCCUCCACCCGUCGCCGACGCGCGCUAGAGAUGCCAUUCCUGCUCCUGAGGGCUCCCACGGAACGUGUCGCCAUCGACGACGACGACGACUCAGCUGAGCGCGCGGCCUUAUGAUGCCGCGCGUCCUUAUGGCGUCAGACGAGCGCUUGGCCUCGGCCCCCGCAGAAGGGCCACCGGCGCCGGCACCGCCGUCGCCGGAGUCGUCGGCGUCAUCCCCUCCGAAGGCUUCUACGUCGUCUCCUCCGCCACCGGCACCGUCGCCGCCUCAGGCACCGCCCCCGCCGCCGCCGGCAACGAAGGCCCCUUCACCUCCGGCGCCUUCAGGCCACAGCCACAGCCCGACGACGCCGUUCGAGCAAUCUACGGUGAAAACACCACCAGCCGAGUCGGCCGCGUCGCAUCCGCCGGAGACGUCCCCGGCAGCGUCCCCACCUCCCCCAGCUUCGCCACCGCCCUCGCCGCCGCCGACAAGCCGGUCCCCUCCCCCUUCUCCGUCGACAUCGCCUCCGCCUCCGCAGUCUUCGCCGCCGGAGGCUCCUUCGGCGUCGACACCGCCGUCGCCAACAGCAUCGACGCCACCGUCGCAUCAAUCACCGCCGGAGUCGACCACGCCACCGCCCUCGUCAUCCGAGAAGUCCACGCCGGCAACUUCAACCCCUUCACCCUCAACCAAUGCCACGGCGUCUUCCAAACCUCCCGCCGAGGCAGGAACACCGUCGCCACCGCACGAGAAACCGACGCCUGGGACGCCGUCGGUCACCACCGCUCAGGCACCUCCGGUUCCAAGGACUCCGUCCUCAUCCCCGCAAUUCCUGCCACCACCGAUGGCCGUGACAGUGAUCAUGCCGGCCUCCGGAACGCCUGCAGGCACGUGGCAGAGCUCACCUGGUCCCCCCGCGACCGCAUCGCCGCUGGCUCCCCCAGCAAGAGGCUCGGGCGGCAACGUGAAGACCGAAGUGCUCAUCGUGGUCUCCGUGGCCGGGCUCCUCCUGGCAUUGGCCUCUCUGUUCAUCUUCGUGUGCUUCAACAGCCGGGGGAAGAAGCGGCAUGCGCAACCGUCGCGCAAGAGCAACAUCGUCGUGCCGGAACGUGUGGUUUCGCCGGAUGUGUACCAGCUGUCGAACGGUCCAGCGCCGUCGCCGAGCGGGACGAACUCGUACGACUUCUCGGGGUCCAAGUCGUGGUUCACGUACGACGAGCUGGUGCGCAUCACGGGCGGGUUCUCGGCGGGGAACGUGAUCGGCGAGGGCGGCUUCGGGAAGGUGUACAUGGGCGCGCUGGGCGAUGGGCGGCGCGUGGCGGUGAAGCAGCUCAAGGUGGGCAGCGGGCAAGGGGAGAAGGAGUUCCGCGCCGAGGUGGACAUCAUCAGCCGCAUCCACCACCGGCACCUCGUCACGCUCGUCAGCUACUGCGUCACCGAGAACCACCGCCUCCUCGUCUACGAGUUCGUGCCCAACAAGACGCUCGAGCACCACCUGCAUGGAAAAGGACUUCUAGUGAUGGAUUGGCCGAAGCGGAUGAAGAUUGCGAUCGGAUCGGCGCGUGGAUUGACCUACCUGCACGAAGACUGCCAUCCUAGGAUCAUACACAGGGACAUCAAGUCGGCCAACAUUCUUCUGGACGACGCAUUCGACGCAAAGGUUGCAGAUUUCGGGCUUGCUAAACUGACCAACGAUUCGCUGACACAUAUCUCGACGCGCGUGAUGGGCACAUUCGGGUAUAUGGCACCAGAGUACGCAUCAAGCGGGAAGUUGACCGACAGGUCUGACGUGUUCUCGUUCGGGGUGGUGCUCCUGGAGCUCAUCACUGGGCGGAAGCCCGUGGACGCUUCUCAACCCCUGGGAGAAGAAAGCUUAGUUGAAUGGGCUCGGCUUCUCCUAGUGGACGCCCUGGAGACGAACGACUACAGGGAGAUCGCUGACCCUGCACUGGAGGGCAGAUAUUCCAAGACCGAGAUGCGAAGGAUGGUGGAGGCGGCCGCCGCUUGCGUGCGCCACUCUGCCGCCAAGAGACCCAGGAUGGUGCAGGUGUGGCGAUCGCUGGACGUGGACGGGAGCUCGUCGGACCUGACCAACGGCGUGAAGCUGGGGCAUAGCACGGCGUACGACUCCAGCCAGUACUCGGCGGACAUCGAGCUCUUCCGGCGGAUGGCGUUCGCGAACGACCUCUCCACCGCCGAGUCCGGCUUCUCAGACGAGGAUGACCACCACGGCAGCACAAGUGAGCAGCAGCUACGUACACCACGGGGUAUAUGUCCGUCAAGCUAAACGACUCGGUCGCCGACCGAACCGUGCCCGAAAGCUGCACCCCUCGCCGGCCGUUGCGCACAGCGGCUGCACGAGUGGGUUGCACGGAAACACAAGAGCAAAGCUGAAGCUGGUGCGUGGCGGCGGUCGUGCCGCGCUGCAGCUCGUGCGCUCGGGUCUGGGGGAGGCGGCUUUGUCGAGCUAGCUCGGUGUUUGUGUUA
This is a messenger RNA of Phragmites australis (common reed), 2594 nucleotides long. RefSeq names its product proline-rich receptor-like protein kinase PERK8. The transcript has 8 exons. Gene Ontology annotation, molecular function: ATP binding; protein kinase activity. The record is from RefSeq and is a predicted model, not a curated record. Bases 238 to 2394 code for a protein of 718 amino acids. NCBI's taxonomy places the organism in Eukaryota, Viridiplantae, Streptophyta, Magnoliopsida, Poales, Poaceae. Gene Ontology annotation, biological process: protein phosphorylation.